UGUGCCUCGUCUUGUCCUUGUUUCUGUGGUGGCUUCGACUUUCGUUUUUUGACUCGGGUAGAAUUGGGUAUCGGAAGUUUAUUCAAAUUAGGUUUAAAGUAUGAAAAUAUUUCGUUCCCGCUCCAAACUUCGUUUUAAAGAGGGGACUGAUCAGCAAGUAAAGGAGAGGAUGAAAGGGUGCUUUUUUCUCAAAGAACCAUUGUUGGAUUUAUGCGAACUUUCCUUGAAUGAGUUGCCUGAAGCUUUGUUGCGCUGCCACCACAUAACAGACCUUCUAGCGAUGGACAAUAAGCUUUCUUCACUUCCGGCCGGCCUACACUCUAAAUUCCAGCGGCUGUCUAUCGUUGUCUUAAAUGGAAAUCACCUAUGUGACCUACCAGAGGAUUUUCUUCCGCCAAAUUUGAAAACUUUGGACCUUCGGUGCAACAAAUUUACUGACAUUCCUCCUUGUGUAUACAACCUGAAAACGUUGGAGCGUCUAUUGCUUGGCCAGAAUAAGUUAACUAAAGUGGAUCCUGGAAUCGGGAAACUGACUCGCCUUCGCUUUUUGAGUCUGAGAAAUAAUAAACUCACUGGCUUGCCUGAGGAGAUAGGCUUGUUGACCCAGCUAUCUGUUUUGGACGCCCAGUACAAUAGCCUCACCUCAAUCCCAGAAGAUAUCGGGAAGUGCCAGGAGUUGACGUCUUUGGACCUAAAAAACAAUCAGAUUGUGUAUUUGCCCGAGUCAAUCGGCGACUUGAGGAAGCUACGGCGGAUCGGUUUAAUGUACAACAGCCUCACCAAACUGCCGGCUUCACUGCAGAACUGCACCGGCCUCACGGAGCUCGUGGUGGAGGGCAACGGGGUUUCGGAGAUCCCCAAAGGUGUUUUUAAGGAGCUCACGAGCAUCACAAAUUUGAAUUUUUCGCGCUGCGCCUUCGAGAAUUUCCCAGAGGAGCUCGUCUAUUUAACCAAGCUGAAGGAGCUUGUUAUAGACACUAACUAUAUACACUCUCUUCGCGUGGACAUUCUCGGGGCUAUAUCUCUCCAUCGUCUGGACGUUUCUAAUAACCGUAUAAAAAUUCUGCCGGAGGACUUGACAGGGCUGCAAGCUCUACAGGAGCUCAAUCUUUGUAGAAACGACAUUGCAAGACUUCCUGGAGCGAUCAACGUUAUUACGCUUCUUAAUAAGCUGGUCCUUUCUUACAAUGAAAUCGAGUAUCUCCCGAUGGGGAUUACGCAUCUGCAUUGCCUUGAGCACCUCGAUUUAGAAUCGAACAAAAUUCAAAAGCUUCCCAAAGGAUUCAGAAAUUUAGUAAACUUGAAGUUCUUAUCCCUGCAGGCCAACCUCAUGGAAGAUUUUGAUGAGCAGAUCUGUUAUCUUGAGAAGUUAAAAGAGCUGUAUGUCGGCGAAAAUCAACUUCGCUCUCUUUCCCCGAAAAUCGGUAAGUUGCAUGCUUUGGAAGUUCUGCAUAUUAACGAUAAUGAGUUGGACGACGUCCCCUGGCAGCUUAUUCGAUGCGAGAAGCUUCGUAAGCUUAACUCGGAGGGGAACCCCUACCGGAACAUUUCAAAAGCCUAUCUGGGGCUGGGGUCCCAAGGAAUUAUUCAUUACUGCCAAGAGGCUCGCUAUGGUAUCCGGCUCUAACAGCCUCCGGUUUCUUUGGAAGGGUUGUAUGCGAACAUACAAGAAUAUCUAAGGAGAAUUCCAGGAGCCGGGCGUAGGUGUUUUGGUGUACAACGCCUACUUUAUUAACGGAAGUAUGCGCCCGGUAGACUUUGAGGCAAAAAGAAAAUUUGCGGUUUUCUUAGAAAAGACUCAUCGUCGUUUUUACGAGAGAGCUUGUGCAAGGCUGUUUCGUUUGAUGUUUAUAUCACGACAAGAGCCUUAUUGUUUCGGUUGGACUUUUUGUUACGUCUAUAAGUACAUUGAAGUCGUCUUUUAUUAAAAACCUUUUUAGAGUAAUGAGGCUAUUCCCUCUAAGUAGCUUGUGGCACAGAUAGUAAGGGAUUAGGCAACUUAAGUUUUUAAGUUUUAGUAUGGACUCAUUUUUUUAAAAUUUCGGCAGGAGUGCACAAGCCGGAUGAGCAAAUGUAGAUUGGUAUAAGAAUCGGCGUAAUUAAUAAAAUUGUUUAAAGUGGCGUGCCCGAAGCUCUAUAAUCUAAAUAUUAAUAAGUAAAAAAAGCAAAAAGAAGACUUUACGACUACUAUUUCCUCUGAGUAGUUAUACCGUGGUUACACCUUUACUAAAGCUUUAAGAAAUCUGUAUUUUAUUGGUAUAUUUUGAUGUGUUGGUAAGCUC
Molecule: messenger RNA, 2282 nt
Organism: Zophobas morio
Lineage: Eukaryota; Metazoa; Arthropoda; Insecta; Coleoptera; Tenebrionidae
Product: leucine-rich repeat protein soc-2 homolog
Exons: 14
Coding region: 101-1627 (508 amino acids)
Biological process (GO): signal transduction
Molecular function (GO): protein binding
Source: RefSeq, a predicted model, not a curated record